CUGACCAAAGAAGCUGCUGGUUGCUCUUCUAACCUGUGAUGAACCGCUUAGAAAGCUCAUCUACUAACAUGAAUCUGGAAUUUAUUUGGAAACUUUUUGAAAAAUUAAGACGACCUUUGGUUUUGUUCCUGCUCUUGGUUCUUACAUCCAUCUUGCAGCAUAUAUUUGACAUGCAUUUUGUGUGUUCAUGCCGACCUGGUCUACAUGUAAAUGGUGUGCUGUACUUGGUUCUUCCUUCUCUGAUUCUAACCUUUGCUGUCUACGUUGUAAGAAAAUUUUACAAGAAAAAGGUUUUUUCAACGGUGGACUGCUGCCCUCGCGAGCCCUGCUCUUGGACCUGUUUCUCUUUUGGGAAGAGAGUUUAUGAGUUCCUCAGUCUGACAGGUCUCUGGAUAGCCAUGGUUCUGUUUGAUGGAGACUGGUACUUCUGUCUGAGAACAAACUUCAACUCUAAUCAGACUGGAUUGCCUUGCAAGAAAAAUUUGACAUACGAAGAGGAACGAAUUAAAGACUCCUACAAGACAGAAUCACUUGACUGGGGCCUUGGUCUUUGCUGCGGUCUCCUUCUUAUCUGGAGCCUUGUUGAAAAAUACAGAACUCAAAUAAGAUCUAAAUGUUGGUGCUCACGUCCAUACUAUAAACCAAAGUACAAAAAGAUUCUGUCAGAGGAACUCAGCAGCUUUAUUGAAAAACAAUUAAAAGAAAUUGCAAUGGCCAAGGCGCAAAAAAUGUUAAUGCCAAAGAUUGAAGUUAUCAGGAAUCAUGAACUUUCGGAGAACAAUAGAAGAGAGAGUGGAGUUUCUCAGACAUGGAAAGACAUUUCAGACCCAAGUUUCAUUUUGGAAUAUCAAAAAAUGACAGAAAGCAAUCCAACAACCAAUACAGAGAUGUCUGAUCUGUCUGAAACCCCUGGAAAGAUCCAAGAUGGGCAGGAAGGACUAAAUCUGGGAACGCUUCAAGAUUCUCAUGAAGAAGCUGGAGGAAGUGGACAAGGAAAACCUGCAAUUUUCUCUGGGAUCAAGAAAGCGUCUUCUUCUUCCUCUUUCAGAAAUUGUGGUGGCGGUGAUGAGGUGCAUUUGGAGAAAGCCCGUCCAAACUGCGCCGAUUCUGCUUCAGGGGGCGUGGCCGCUGCAGUGGAAGGUAGCGUGGGUGAAGGGCAACCUCACACCAUGUCAACCGAGCGACCUUCAGUGGACUUGGCAGAUUGUUCUGACCCCAUGGAGGAAGGGGCUCAGCCGGGGGGAGAGUCUGGUGAGAGCGGGGUGAGUGGGGAGGGUGUGAGUGGAGACGGUCAGGUGGAGGGACAGGUGAGUCAGGUUGCAGAAGGGGGGGUGUUGGUGGGGGGUAUCGUAAGUGGUGUCUUUGAGGUGGUGGAUGAGUUGAAAGUCAAUAGUAAGGCUUCUGGGGUGGAUGGUGUUUGUGUGGAUGAGGGGGGGGUGGAGACCUCUGAGUGGUGUGAUUCGAGUGUGUCUGGGGAGUGUGUGGUGGGGGACGGUGAUGCGUGUCUGCAAGGGGGUGAUUGA
Molecule: messenger RNA, 1523 nt
Organism: Oryzias latipes (Japanese medaka)
Lineage: Eukaryota; Metazoa; Chordata; Actinopteri; Beloniformes; Adrianichthyidae
Source: RefSeq, a predicted model, not a curated record